AUGCCCGAACAAUUGAUACCGAUAGACCCACCCCCAUCGUAUGAAGAUGCACGCAAAUCCCCUGCCCCAGACGGCAAGGGUACACCGCCGAUUAGCAAAAGACCGCCUCCGGGACCUCCUCCUCCAUUGAACUUGCCCGCCUUGAACGAACUGCGGAGAAGCAGAGUUGUCUUAGCAUCUGCCUCGCCGCGGAGAAGGCAGUUGCUCGCACAGAUCGGCCUAACAAACAUCGACAUCUGUCCGUCCAAAUUCGCCGAAAACCUCUCGCAUGACCUCGGCGCACUAAACUACGUGCUCGAGACGGCCUCGGCCAAGGCGCGCGAUGUGUACAUGGUGGAAAUCGACAACAAGGAACGCGGCGAGCCGGCGAUUGUGAUUGCCGCCGACACGAUUAUCGUGUCCCACGACGGAAUGAUUUUGGAGAAGCCGCGGAGCGAGGGGGCGCAUGUGGCGAUGCUCAAGAUGCUGAGGGAUCAGGGGCAGCACAAGGUUAUGACUGCGAUUGCGGUGAUGAGGCCGUUGGAGACUGCGGUUGCGCCGGGGUAUAGGAUGGAGACGCAUGUGGAGGAGACGAGUGUUGUUUUUGAUAAGCAGGUAUCCGACGACCUCAUACACGCAUACGUCAAGACGCGCGACGGCAACGACAAGGCGGGCGGCUAUGGGAUUCAAACCGCAGGCUCGGUGCUGAUUGAGCGGAUAGACGGGUCGUAUGAUAAUGUGGUUGGGUUGCCGCUGCGUUCGUUGCUGAAGCUGAUUGAGAAGGUCAUGGAGCCGGAGGAGGAGGAUGGCGGCGAUGAUUUGUUUGUGGAUGGGGUGGAGGAGCAGGAUUAG
This is a messenger RNA of Plenodomus lingam JN3, 831 nucleotides long. RefSeq lists its product as uncharacterized. The record is from RefSeq and is a predicted model, not a curated record. NCBI's taxonomy places the organism in Eukaryota, Fungi, Ascomycota, Dothideomycetes, Pleosporales, Leptosphaeriaceae. Gene Ontology annotation, molecular function: nucleoside triphosphate diphosphatase activity.